AUGCAUGCAGAAUCUAAGCUUCGUAAGGAAAAUCAUGAACUGAAAAGAGAAAUAAUAACAUUACGCAAGAGAUUUGAAGCCUUAAGAAAAAAACAUUACCGAAAGUCGAAAAAAAUUGACGAAUUAAAUAAAGCAUUCCAAGAAAUUAAAGAAAAAUAUCAACAAAUCACUACAAAACUUAAAGAACAUGACUGUACGAAAAAUGGAAGAGUUGAAGUGAUGGGCAAUGACGAUGAUACACCUACGAAGCAAGCAGAUAACUUCAGAAAAGAGAAUUUAACGCAUAUUGACGCCUCGAAAAAACAGAUAGUAAAAAGGAAGCUACUGGAACACAAUGAUUUGACAAAAUCACUGAAGGAGGAAUACAAAAAAUCUGUUGGAACGGAAAAGAACACUUUGAAAAAAAUUGUAACUAGCGAAAUUGUUAAAAAAAUAUAA
Molecule: messenger RNA, 438 nt
Organism: Parnassius apollo (apollo)
Lineage: Eukaryota; Metazoa; Arthropoda; Insecta; Lepidoptera; Papilionidae
Source: the annotation of a GenBank genome assembly